CGAUCUAAAAAGUCGAAAGGGUCCCCUUCUAGGGUUUGUGUUCCAAGCUCUUCACCCCAAGAGGAGAGAGAGAGAGAGAGAGAGAGAGAGAGAGGGGAAGAGGAUACCUAUCGCUUCAACAAUGGCGGACGACGAUUACAACGACAUGGACAUGGGGUAUGAAGAUGAGCCACCAGAACCUGAAAUAGAGGAAGGAGCCGAGGAAGAGCCAGAAAAUAAUGAGGAUUUACCUGAUGAUGUUGUAGGUGCAGAAACAGAAGAGAAAGAGCAGGAACCGGCCGAAAGGCCUCGUAAAACAUCAAAAUAUAUGACAAAAUAUGAACGUGCUAGAAUCCUUGGGACACGUGCUCUGCAGAUUAGCAUGAAUGCACCAGUGAUGGUUGAACUGGAGGGUGAAACAGAUCCUUUGGAGAUUGCAAUGAAGGAACUUCGAGAGCGCAAGAUACCCUUCACAAUCAGGCGCUAUUUGCCAGAUGGAAGUUACGAAGACUGGGGAGUUGAUGAGCUUAUCGUGGAGGACUCGUGGAAGAGGCAAGUUGGCGGGGACUGAGCCGUCGUUUUCCAUGAAUAAUUCGAGAAAUGUCCUAUGUAGUUGGUACCGUCUAUUUGUCUAUACCAAACAUGUUAGUGGCCCAUAGACGCAGAAUCGAUAGGCGCCUCAAACUUACGCAGCUGAUUCUGUCUAUUUUGCUAUCGUUUCAUGUAAGAAGCAUCUCGAACUAAUUAUGGUUCAGUAGGAUGGUUGAACUUGGCUUCUGCUUCUGUAUAACGGCUGGUGGAAAACAAAACAAAACAAAACAAAACAAAACAAA
Messenger RNA from Ananas comosus (pineapple), 812 nucleotides. Its product is annotated as DNA-directed RNA polymerases II, IV and V subunit 6A-like. The record is from RefSeq and is a predicted model, not a curated record. The coding region runs from base 122 to 550 and encodes 142 amino acids. The transcript is spliced from 6 exons. Lineage: Eukaryota; Viridiplantae; Streptophyta; Magnoliopsida; Poales; Bromeliaceae. Gene Ontology annotation, biological process: DNA-templated transcription. Gene Ontology annotation, molecular function: DNA binding; DNA-directed RNA polymerase activity. Gene Ontology annotation, cellular component: nucleus; RNA polymerase II, core complex; RNA polymerase III complex.